AAACGAAGAACGUAAGCCUUCUUGCUUCAUCUUCUUCUUCUGUCCAUUCGUACUGUAUUCAAAUAAUCAUUAAAUUCCAUAGCCCUAGGCCUCAUCUUCUUUUAGUUUCCCCCUUCUUGUCGGCUGUCUUCGAGCAUCAAACUGCUUCUGAAUUUCCGGUACUAAAGGGAAUAUGAGGAUGUGAGGAAGCUUUCUUGAAAGGAUUUGGAAAAUUGUUGGUUAGUGGUUUGAUAUUUGAAUUCAUAUUUAAUGGGUGAAGUAGGGAAUCAAGAGAUGGAUAAUUUAUCAUCGGUAAUUGCUCAAACUGAUAGUGUGGAACUGGGUAAUGUUGUUUCAUCUGAUGUUCCUGCUAAGAAACUUGCUAGGCAGCUGGAUUUUACGGGGAUUGGUGGUGCAGUUUUGCCGGAGCAUCCUCAUUUUCAGUCUCGGAGUCGGUGUCAAGAAUCAGAGUCACCUGCUGUCAUUGUGGUGCAGAGUCAGUCGCAGCCACAGUCCCCACAACAAGUGGUGGUUUUGCCCAUUGGAACUAAAGCGCCUCUUCCACCUGCCAGAAAGCCAGAUUCUCCAAAGUCAAGAUCAAGGUCUAAUGUUGAAACAAAAGAUGCUACUCCAAAGAAACAAAAACAGUGCAAGUUGUGCAACUGCAAACACUCACGCUGCUUAAAGCUGUACUGUGAGUGUUUUGCAUCUGGAGUGUACUGUGAUGGUUGCAAUUGCACAAAUUGCCAUAACAAUGUCGAGCAUGAAGCGUCAAGGAGAGAGGCAGUUGAAACUACUUUAGAGCGUAAUCCAAAUGCAUUCCGACCAAAAAUUGCUAACAGCCCACAUGGAACACGAGAGAGCAGGGAUGAGAUUGGAGAGUUAGUAAUGCUGGGAAAGCACAACAAAGGAUGCCAUUGCAAGAAAUCAGGUUGCUUAAAGAAGUAUUGUGAGUGCUUUCAGGCCAAUAUUCUCUGCUCUGAAAACUGUAAGUGCAUGGACUGUAAAAAUUUUGAAGGCAGUGAAGAAAGACAAGCUCUUUUCCAUGGGGACCAUGCCAACAACAUGGCUUAUAUUCAACAGGCGGCCAAUGCUGCAAUAACUGGAGCUAUUGGAACCUCUGGUUAUGCUUGCCUUCCCGUUUCAAAGAAAAGAAAAGGCCCAGAGCUAGGCUUUGGCCCUGUAGGGAAGGAUUCCCCUCUCAACAGUAUACCACAACUUCAUCAGGCAAAUGAUAUAACGUGUUCAGGCACGCCUACGUCAUCUCCCUUCCCGGUUGCUCAUGUUGGUAGCCCUGUAGCAUCGGGGCCUUCAAAGUUCUCAUUCAGGUCCUUAUUAGCUGACCUCAUCCAGCCGCACGACUUGAAGGAGCUUUGCUCGGUUUUGGUGGUGUUGACUAGUGAAGUUGCCAAGAUCCAAGCAGAACAAAAAAGUGAUGAGAAACAAAUAAAUGAUCCACCACAGAUUUCUCGUGCUUCAUCUAGUGGAGAUGGGGUACAUCAUCAGAAGGCCGAAGAGAAAGCUGCAGAUGGUGAGUGUGGAAGUUCAAAUCAAAGUGAUCGGAGUGUACAUGACAAUUCCAAUUCAGAUAGUUCGGAUAUGACAAGAGCAGGGCAAAUGUCCCCUGGAACUUUAGCUUUAAUGUGUGACGAACAAGAUACAAUGUUCAUGGGAGCUGGUCUAGCUGAUGGGUCUGCUGCCCAUGAUUGCAACACGUCAUCACAUGUUCCCGAUAAGUCUCUGUCAGACGUUUACACCGAGCAGGAACGAAUUGUGCUGACAAAGUUUCGUGAUUGCCUUAAUAAACUCAUCACUCUGGGAGAGAUAAAAGAAACAAAACUCACUUCUAGAAGUGAAAGCGAAGUGGGGAAUCAAAAUCAGAGCAACAACUUCACCUCAAAUAGUGGGUGCCAACAGAGAUCUAUUAGCAAUGGGGUUGUAAAAAAUGUCGCUCUCUUGGCACCCAGAAUACCACCUAUCGGCACUGCAGCUCAUCAUCCGAAUAACGAUCUCCCGCUCAAAAUUCUUCCCGUACCUAAAAAUAGGAAGACUAAAUCACAAAUUGACAGAGAAGUGUAGAAAAAAGCCCAAGAAAGAAAGCAACUGGCGUGUUGCUCCAUCCCAUUGUUCAUUCAGGUUUGCUUCCUCAUUUGGUCUUUUCAAGUUAGUUAGUUGCCUCAUUUUAACGUAUAUUAUUCGUUUUUAUAUCAUCAUUAGAUUUCUAGGAGAUUUUUGUUUUCCAAAUUCCAAUCAUAGAUAGAGAUCUUGUAAUUGCUAAAUCAUUGUAAGAGAUAGAUAACAAAGAGCAAUAAUUCAUCCUUUUUUUUCUUUUUGAGGAAAUAGUCCAUUCCAUUUGAUGACCAAUGAAAUAAAAGAUUAGCAUCAUUAU
Messenger RNA from Cucumis melo (muskmelon), 2368 nucleotides. RefSeq names its product protein tesmin/TSO1-like CXC 5. The coding region runs from base 250 to 2058 and encodes 602 amino acids. Gene Ontology annotation, biological process: regulation of DNA-templated transcription. The transcript has 9 exons. The record is from RefSeq and is a predicted model, not a curated record. NCBI's taxonomy places the organism in Eukaryota, Viridiplantae, Streptophyta, Magnoliopsida, Cucurbitales, Cucurbitaceae. Gene Ontology annotation, cellular component: nucleus.